AUGAUUGCUCGUUCUACAUUUUUGAAAAUAGCCUUAUCUGGAAUAUUUUUUUUCGGUAUUGGUGUUGUCGCACUAAAUUUUAUAUCGUAUAGUAAACGGCAAGAUAAUUUUCAGCCACCGGAUGAUGCAAAUGCUCAUUUCUCAUCCAAAGAUCGAGAUAUGAAUCAGAUUAAAUCAGAUCUCGAAUCAAAUAAUAAACCAGAGACAAAACUAGGGACAAUACCAGAAUUCUCGGUUAACGGAAGGACAAUACAAUUAGGACAAACGAAAGAUCAAAAUGUAUUUGUUCGAGAUUGUGGGAAAAGUCCUUAUAGCGUAUUACUCUUACAUGGACAAUCAUUUACUUCAAAAAAUUGGAAAGAUAUUGGAACAAUACAAUAUCUAUGUUCAUGGGGGUACAAGGCUAUUGCGGUUGAUCUUCCAGGUUAUGGAAAUUCCUCGUUGCCUGUUAUUGAAGAAAAAUUUGUUGUGCAAUGGUUCACAAAAUUAAUUCGUACUCUACGUUUAUCACAUACUGUUGUAGUUAGCCCAUCAAUGAGUGGUCGUUUUACUAUUCCUUAUAUCAUGGACAGUGAAAAAUCGUUGAAACCUAUAUUAGAUGGGUUUGUCCCAAUCUCUCCAGUUUAUACAGAAAAAUACAGCAAAACGGACUUUACACAUGUCACUAUUCCAACAUUGAUUGUUUAUGGAGAAAAUGAUACUAAAUUUCAAUCAGCGAUAGACACCUUAAAACUCAUACCUAAUAACACAUUGUUGACAAUUAAAAAUGCAUCACAUGCUUGUUACAUUGAUCGACCAAAUGACUUUCAUAAUGGACUACGCCAAUUUCUCUAUUCAAUUUACCGUCCACACAUGAUACAGCAGAAACUUAAUCGUCGAUUAUCGUCCUCGCUAGCAUCAAUACCUUUAAAAAGGAAAAAACUGAAAAUAAAUGACUAA
Didymodactylos carnosus is the source of this 939-nucleotide messenger RNA. The record is from the annotation of a GenBank genome assembly. NCBI's taxonomy places the organism in Eukaryota, Metazoa, Rotifera, Eurotatoria, Philodinida, Philodinidae.